UCUCUCUUCACGUUUUCGAUGGGUAUUUUUGGUAAUUAUUUCCGUACAUCCCUUCCUUUUAUAUCUUAAACUUAAUCCAUCCGCAGGGAAGAAGAAAGACCAUAAGCAAGAAGACUCAGAACAAAUAGAGAUUAAAAUCAAUGGCGUUAGAUGCACUUGCCGGAAUCAAUAAUGCUCUAAUCGCAACAUCAUUGAGGGCAUCCACCAGAGCUUACACCACCGACCACUUCCACACGGAAGUAGAAGGCGAUACAGUCUUUUUUGCUUUCAAACCAUCUUUCUUGGAGAAAGAUUGGUUUGAUCCAGAGAACAAAUCUUCCUUUGGAGAAACCAAGAUGAACCGUGAACACUUCCCUUGUAUGAGAAGCAUCGGCAACGACGUUGACGCAACCGUCAACGAAGCUUUCCUCAAGAAUCUCCAGCUUCUCAUUUCAACCUCAUUUCCUCAUUCCGUUAAAACGGUUGUCGACAGCAUGAGAAGUCAACGGAUAGUCUUCACAGGACAUUCCUCAGGAGGCGCAACUGCAAUCUUAGCAACGGUUUGGUAUUUGGAAACAUACUUCACAAAGCAGAGUGGUUUCUUCCCUGAGCCUCUUUGUUUAACCUUUGGAGCUCCUUUGGUCGGUGACUAUGUCUUCAAACACGCUCUCGGGAGAGAGAACUGGAGCCGCUUCUUCGUGAACUUCGUCACAAGAUUCGAUAUCGUCCCUAGGAUCAUGCUUGCUCGAAAGGCGUCAACAAAGCAAACUCUCACUCGUGUACUUCCCCAGUUGGAUCCUAGAGCUUUGGUCCAAGAAAACGACCAGAGCAUCCCAUUGUUUUUCACAACGGUGAUGAAAGACACAGCAACUGUGGCUCACCAAGCUGUUUGUAAACUGAUUGGAAACGGAGAGCCGUUUUUAAAAACACUUUCAAGUUUCCUUGAGUUGAGUCCUUAUAGACCAGCAGGGACUUUUGUAUUCUCUACAGGGACGAGAUUGGUCUCAGUGAGCAACUCAGAUGCUAUUCUUCAGAUUCUGUUUUACUCUUCUCAGUCAAGCAACGAGCAAGAGUUGUCUCUAAGACCAUAUCAAAGCAUAAGAGAUCAUCGUACCUAUGAGGAGAUGGUACAUUCAUUGGGAAUGAAAGUUGUUGAGCAACUGGAUUUACAUCACUUGCCUUUGAAUGGUGGAGACUCUGCACUCAGUGACCUUGGACUGAGCACAAGAGCUAGACAAUGCGUCCGUGCUGCAUUUGAGGCAGAGAAGAAGAGAGUCGAUAACCAAAGCAAGAUAGGCACAAAGAAGCCUAGAAUAAUAGAGAGGCUGACAUGGAUAGAGGAUGACUACAAGCCAAAGUGUCUAACUCAUAAAAUAGGGUACUAUGAUUCCUUCAAGGAAUCUAAUGAAGAGAAAGACUUCAGAGCAAACGUCACUAGAGCUGAGUUAGCUGGUAUAUUCGACGAGGUGCUCGGUCUAGUGAAAGAAGGCCAACUUCCAGAUGGUUUUGAGGGGGGCAUUGAGUGGAUAGAGCUAGCAAAUCGUUACCGUAGAUUGAUCGAACCACUUGAUAUUUCAAACUACCACAGGCACUUGAAGAACGAAGACACAGGGCCUUAUAUGAUACAUGGAAGACCAAACCGUUACAAACACGCUCAGAGAGGGUAUGAGCAUGAUUUAAUGAAGGCAGGAAGGAGUGCAGAAGAGAUAAAGAGAUCUGAGUGUGGAUCUUGCUUUUGGGCUGAGGUUGAAGAACUAAGGGUAGAAGCAUAUGAUAAAGAAAGGGUUACGAAACUAGAAAAGUCGCUUCAAGGAUGGAUCAGUGACGAGGAAGUAGAUGAUAAGCAUAUUUUUCUGGAGGGCUCAACGUUUAGAAAGUGGUGGGAUUUGCUUCCUGAGGUUCACAAAGUCGAUUCUCUGCUGGGAGUGUAUAUGGCUUGAACCAGAAAAAGGUGGAUUGUUUUAAGCUAUUUUGGAACUUCCUUUGUGCAAUAAAGAGAUGUUAUAGCUCUCUAUUAUAAUGUUUUUUUUUUCAAUUUGAUUUCUACUUCAGGAUGAUCUUGUAAUAAGAAAAAACAUGCUCUACCAUCAUGAAUCUAUAUAAUAAUAGUUCACUUCUAAGGCUCC
Messenger RNA from Eruca vesicaria subsp. sativa (arugula), 2105 nucleotides. The record is from the annotation of a GenBank genome assembly. Lineage: Eukaryota; Viridiplantae; Streptophyta; Magnoliopsida; Brassicales; Brassicaceae.